Messenger RNA from Zingiber officinale, 795 nucleotides. RefSeq lists its product as uncharacterized. NCBI's taxonomy places the organism in Eukaryota, Viridiplantae, Streptophyta, Magnoliopsida, Zingiberales, Zingiberaceae. The transcript is spliced from 4 exons. Bases 143 to 583 code for a protein of 146 amino acids. The record is from RefSeq and is a predicted model, not a curated record.
UCGUAUAACUAAAACAUAGGACUAACUUUGAUAUAAACUAUAAUCUAAGGACUAAAACGAAGCUACCCCCUCCAUAAAACCCCUCUUAUUCCUCAGAUCACACUUCCAUCUGCCAGUUACUGUCCAUUUGAUACUGAUAACGAUGGAGGACAGACGCCACCGCUACAUUCCGGCCUUCGGCGACUGGGACAACUCCGACGAUCUGCCCAUCACCCAGUACUUCGAAUCAGCAAUGCAGGCCGGUCUACUCCGAGGGCACUUCCAUGGCGAAGCUCCAGCUUAUGAUGAUCUCUUCAAAUCUUCUCACAGCAUAAAGCAGCAGCAGGAGGAGCAGGCCCAGAUCAUCAAAAAGGUGAAGAUCGGAGACCUGAAGCAGCAGCAGCGGCAGAGAGGGCAAGAGAGGAGUCAGGGGAAGAAGGUUUAUGAUGCUGGGAGAGCUCAAACGAGGCCCGGAAGAGCUCCAAUGGCAGUGGAUGAAGAUUUGUACAAGAUCCCUCCUGAGCUCCUACAGGAGAAGCCGAGAAGGAAGAGGAUGCUGAAGAGCCUGUGGACGAGUUGCCUGCGAUUGAACUGCAGUGCAUGAGAAGGGGCAUUGCUGAACCUCUUUUACGCCUGUUUUCCUCUGCUCUUCUGUCUUUCACCAGAAUGUAAAGCCAAGCGAAAGAAAGAUGGUGAGACAAAAUUGAGUUACUUUCUGAGAAGCCAAAUUAAAGCAGGUGAGUGUGUGUGUGUGUGUAAGUGUAUGUGUUCAUUAAUUGCAUGAUCAGUGGCAAUCUAAAGUCCUUUUUCAGCUUA